CAUAAUUUUUCUUUAUCUACCAUCUGCAAAGAUAAACGAAACCGCUCCCAUUACAAACAACACUUAUCAUAAAGACAUUUAUUCUUCAUUUACUGUCACCUACCACAUAACCAUGAGCGAUCUUAACUGGUGCACCUAUUGUGAUAAUGCCAUUGACGGCCACUCGGACUCACUCUAUUGUUCUGAUGAAUGUCUACGAGCUGAUGCAUUGAACCAUCAUCCACUACUUGGUUACGACUAUGCAGAAUUGAAAAACUUUCCACGACCCUCCUCACCAACAUCAUCCUCGUCAUCAUCGUGCACAUUAUCAUCUACAACACCUUCCGCAGCGACUACUCCCACAAUGUCGUCACCAUCUUCUUCUUACUCAGAAUACGACACAUCGUCCACAGUAUAUCUUUUAUCUCCACCGCCUUCUCCCGUAUCCAGUUACGGCAGUGACAAGGAUUAUACCGCCAUGAUUUCAAGCUUAUACUCUGUCGAUCGAACAAAUAAGCAGCAAAAACAAAAGCAACAACAUGCUACCACAAACAGCAUAUUUUACAUCUAAAGACACCUCAUCAUUAUCAUACAGCAUCAUCAUCACUUGCCUUCAUUUGUUUAAAGAUAUUUAUCUCUCUUGCAUCUCCCAAAAACCGACGAAAACCUAGUUUCACUUAUCUGAUCCCUUCCUCUGUAUCUACGUCUUUUACCAACACCUCCACCCACUCCUCUUUCUUAUUUUUACGCCAAUUGUGUAUAUUUUCCAUGUCACCCCAUUCCGCAAUACCCCGCUAAAAGAAUAAAAUUAUCAGAUCCUUAAAAUUU
Molecule: messenger RNA, 807 nt
Organism: Zychaea mexicana
Lineage: Eukaryota; Fungi; Mucoromycota; Mucoromycetes; Mucorales; Lichtheimiaceae
Exons: 2
Coding region: 113-550 (145 amino acids)
Source: RefSeq, a predicted model, not a curated record